GUUAGCUCUAUACUAAUAUCAAUGGCUGAGGAGCAGCUACUUCAUUCCCACACUCACUACUAUGAGGAUGUGUUCUUACUUAGUGUAAAGCUGCAGUGUGAUGGAGAGUAUCUACAAAUUGAAGGACAUGCAAAGUCAUUGUCCCUGUAUUGCCCUCACCUCAACAUGUCAAUUUCUCCCAUUCAACUCAAGAGGGCUGUUGAGGCUGCUGUGAAUGUCUAUGAUAUUUGCUCCAUUGGGAGGAUGAAAUGUGGAGAUUGUCCACUUUUUGAGGUUGAUUUUGGUAAUUCUCGUUCCCUUCAGUCCUUUGUAAAAGAUUCUGAAACUGGAGAGCUACCAGCCAUAAUACAAAAGCAGCUGAUUCAUCAAAUGAAACCGAAAAAGCAACCUAUACAGCCACCUACAGUAAUCACUAAAUUGCUGCUUCUGAGCCCCAAUAUAGCUACUAAUGACCCUCUAUUGAGACAGGUGACACUAAGAAAUGUUCAGGAGUUACUUGGAGUCUAUUCAAGGAGAAGAAUUUUCAAUUAUGGAGCAUUGAUGAGAUACUUUCACAAAGAAAGAAGCAGAGAAGCUCCACAACUACCUGUUCUACUAAGAGAGUUAAAAGAAGUUUGUCAUUGGUGCACACUGGGCUUCCAUCUUGGAAUAGAGAGAUGUGAUCUUUUUAGAAUACAGGCACAGUAUGGUGUUCAUAUAGAUGGACUGGCAGCUAUGCUGGAUACAUGGAUUCAAACUGGUCACGCAACUUGGAUAAGCCUGAUAAGUUCACUAAAAAUAUCAGGAUUCAGUUCACUUGCUAGGAGAUUGGCUAUUACUUAUGACAUUCCUUCAUUCGAUUCACCAACACUAGUAAAAGGAAAGAGUGAAGACGAUCAACUUGAGAGUAGAAUACGACUCCGUCAGAGCAUACAGGAGCAUGACACUGAAAUGAUGUAUCUUCAGGAUUCAGUCACACUUAAAGAGAGAAAAGAAUCACAACUGAGUCUAAGCCUCGAGGACAUUAGAGAAAAUCUAAAAGAAGUUAGCACUAACCUCUCCCAUCUCUCCACAAAGAAAGAGAAACUACACAGCACACUGGAAACAAAACAACGACACCAUUCACAUCUUCUUCUGUACCGCCCAAUUUCUGAUGAUAUCAUUUACAGGGAAAUGAUAGAAGAGAUAGAGAUGACUAUUUCUGAUGUCAAGAAACAGAUAAAAAUGCUUCAAGAAGACAUGCAAAGCUGUAAACAAGAAGAAAGGAAGCUUCGUAAUCAAUUGGAGCAAAAAGAAGCCGAUUUGAAGCAGCUACAAGAAACCAUGUGUGAAAUGAAAGUAAAGAAUGCUCAACUAGCAGCAGAAUUAGAGUCUGAGAGACGCAUACUUGAAUUAACUGUACAGGCUAAGCUAGCUCAAAGUCAAUCAGACAGAAGAGUACAGGAAGAUUUAAGGCAACAAAUAGUUCUACUUCAGCAAAUCCUUACAUCUAAGUUACAUCCAGAAAAACAGAAAUCAAAUGUGUACAAUCUUUUAACAAUUUUAAAAGAGCUUCAAUUAAACUGCUGCGACAGCAAUGAUACUGAUGGCAGUCAGUCAGCUUCUCCACAGCCUUCAAUAUUAGCAGCAAGAAAAGAAAGGGUAUCAUCUUCAGAAACUCCUCCUGUCCCUCCUCGACCUGUUCAACUGAUGAGACCAAAAAGUCUACCACCAAUAUCACCCACCAUUCGAAAUUCACAAUCACUAAAUUUUGCUGAUUCAAGAUCUCAUUCGCUUGAUACUUCUGACAAAUAUGUUGCAAUUUUAAAAAUGUUGGAUUCAAGUGACAAACAAUGGUACUAUAAGAAUAUAGAUGAGCAGGAUGCAGAAAAGCUUCUAACAAGUCAUUCCACAUUCUCUGCUGGGGCUUACCUCAUUCGAAGAGCAAAGGAGCAGACACUUAAUUAUCUCUCAGUUCUGGGUAACAAUCAAGUCUAUCACUAUCCAAUUUAUUCUGGUAAAAACUACACUGUCUACCUCUCAAAAAAGGCACAAUUCCCUACCCUUGAAUCUCUCAUAAAGAAUUAUUCUAAGCCCAGUGCAGAGCUACCAUGUCCUCUCACUACUCCGUGCUGCAAAACCGAGCUUGUUAAAAGAGCUGAUGUUAAAUUAGGUAAUGUCUCAUUACAAGAGUUCAUCCACGAAGGAGCACAUACACAAGUAUUCACUGGAGUUUUUAAUAGACAUCAAGCUGUAUAUGCAAAAGUACAAAAAGAGGGCUCUUCUCUCUCAGUUUACAACUUUCUGAGUGAAGCAGCAGUCAUGCGAUCACUGCAACACAACAAUAUUCAUCAAUUUAUUAGCGUCACUCUGCUAGGAACAGAGCAGCUUUGCAUACUACAUGAGCCUGUGUAUCAGCUCAACCUGAAGGAAUGCAUGGAAAGAAUGAAGAAGUCUAGCCAAACCAUAGCUGAUCACACCAUUUUCUCCUAUGCACUACAAAUAGCCCGUGGCAUGAGUUACUUGGAAUCUCAUCACUGCAUAUUUCGCAAUCUUGCUUGUAAAAAUAUUGUACUAGUGAGAGGAGCACAGUACCGACACAUUCUCAAGUUAAGCAAUUUCAGUCGUGCGUGCUUCUCUCCAAGUGGAACAAUGACUUGUCGCCCUUUUAACAUUCUUCUACGUUGGACAGCACCAGAGCUACUGUUUGCAGGAGUAUGUAGCUCAAAGAGUGAUGUAUGGUCAUAUGGUAUCACACUGUGGGAGAUAUUAACGUAUGGGUCUAAGCCUUAUGGUGAACACAGCAGUGAGAAUGUGAAGGAGAUGGUGAGACAAGGGCACCGCAUACAACUCGACGGUCUAGCAUUGCCUAAGAAUGUUCAUCGGCUUAUUAGUGAGUGCUGGCAUCAGAAACCAGAGGAAAGACCAAGCUUUAAAAAUUUACAAGAGAGAUUAAAGGUGAUUCAAGAUGGCAGCUAUCCGCACAACCAUCGAAAUUAUACAUAAACAUGUUCAUGCACAAUAUACAUGUACUAGUCUCCCAUUGCUUGGUUAUUUUCUAUUUUUAAUUUUUAAUAAUAAUG
Molecule: messenger RNA, 3041 nt
Organism: Amphimedon queenslandica
Lineage: Eukaryota; Metazoa; Porifera; Demospongiae; Haplosclerida; Niphatidae
Product: tyrosine-protein kinase Fer-like
Exons: 8
Coding region: 22-2964 (980 amino acids)
Biological process (GO): protein phosphorylation; signal transduction
Molecular function (GO): protein kinase activity; ATP binding; protein binding
Source: RefSeq, a predicted model, not a curated record